Esox lucius (northern pike) is the source of this 5648-nucleotide messenger RNA. RefSeq names its product phosphatidate phosphatase LPIN2. Gene Ontology annotation, molecular function: transcription coactivator activity; phosphatidate phosphatase activity. The transcript has 20 exons. Gene Ontology annotation, biological process: positive regulation of transcription by RNA polymerase II; fatty acid catabolic process; cellular response to insulin stimulus. Lineage: Eukaryota; Metazoa; Chordata; Actinopteri; Esociformes; Esocidae. The record is from RefSeq and is a predicted model, not a curated record. The coding region runs from base 82 to 3045 and encodes 987 amino acids. Gene Ontology annotation, cellular component: endoplasmic reticulum membrane; nucleus; cytosol.
UGAGAGGGGAGACCGCCUGGGCUCAUUGUACAACCCUAUCCCCUCUGAAAUGACCUGGCUGUGGGCCCCGGGGAGAGAGCCAUGGACCUCUCAUUAGAGUCCCUCGGCCCCUCAGGCUCUGUGGAGAACCAGGACUUGCUUCUCCAAGACUCCAAGUCCUCCUGGACUUUGGUAGACACCAUGAACUACGUGGGCCAGCUGGCCGGCCAGGUGCUGGUGACAGUGAAGGAGCUGUAUAAGGGCAUCAACCAGGCCACGCUGUCCGGCUGCAUAGACGUGGUGGUGGUCCGGCAGCCCAACGGCACCUUCCAGUGUUCCCCGUUCCACGUCCGCUUUGGGAAACUGGGCGUGUUGCGCUCCAAGGAGAAAGUGAUUGACAUUGAGAUCAAUGGCGAACCUGUGGAGUUGCACAUGAAACUGGGAGACAACGGAGAGGCCUUUUUUGUUCAGGAGACCGAGCAGCAUAAUGAGGUCAUCCCUGCCCGCCUCGUGACAUCGCCCAUACCCACAGAGGAGGUGUCAUGGAGAGGCAGAGAAUCUAGAGCGGGAUGGUCGUGUCUGGAGGGUGGGCAGCCGGUGCCCCCGGGGGUCUCCGAGGACCCGGGCCACUCCUCCAACUCCCCCCUCCUGCCCCCUAGCAGUGCAGCAGGGAAGAAGAAGAAGAGGCGCAGGAGGAAGCACAAAGCAGACCUGCGGAAGGAAGAGCAACAGACUCCCGGCUUUGAGGAGGUCUGUGACCUGAGCUCCGACGAGGAGCCUGGGGCACACACCGGCAGGGCCUCCUCAUUCACCGCAGUAAAGGAGCCAUUGGAACUGAGGCAGCACCCCACCCUCCACUCCCUGGACAGCUACCCCUUCUCUGACGGAGACUGGUUUCCCAGUGACAGCCACAGAUCCCUGUCUGAGCCAAUGUCACCGAAGAGUGACUCUGAGCUGAUGGUGAAGCCAUCAGAGAGCAUGCUCAGAACAGAGCCACACAUGCAGUGGUCCUGGGGAGAGUUCCCAGAAUCCACCAGGGUCAGUAAGAAAGAGCGCUCAGAGCAGCCUAAGGAGGUGGCCAUCACCCCAUCAGAAAGCACCCACUUCAGGGUUAUCCUCAGCUCUGAGGCCAUGGAGGCAGAGGUUGGGGGCCUCCAUAUGUCUCUGGACCCCGUGUGUGUACCUGCCAUCGUCAAACCCGAGCCCCGGACCCCCAAACCCAAUGCCCUCCAUAGCUCCAGUCAACACGCACCUGACCUAAUAUCGGAACCCCAUGGUGUCCCCAAACCCAUUCAGGACCAAUGUCCCCCGAAACAUGAACCGUGUCCCCGCAAACCAGAACCAGCUGCUCUACCAUCAGAGCCCCUUCCAGAUCUGUGGACCUCGGCCAAGCCCGAACGGAAGGCCCGUUGGACCUCAUCGCCCCCAAGUGUGAUUGGUUCCAGCCAAAGGGACGUUGGCUCUGUCUGUGGGGCCGAGGACACGGGGGCGGUGGGCUCCAAGACUGAAUCCCCCUCCAAAAGAAAAGGUGUGAGGAAGAGGAGUCAGCACCAGGGGCCUGAGGACAUUUACCUGGACGACCUGAACGCUCUGGAACCUGAUGUCGUCGCUCGCUACCUAGGUCCCAAGAGCGAGUGCGAGGCGGCGCCGAAACACUGGGUGGAGGUGGGCCGGCGUGACGGGUCUCAGUCCCCUCAGUCUGUGGGCAGCGCAGCGGCCGACAGUGGGACCGAGUGUCUGUCGGACUCGGCGGGGGACCUACCAGACGUCACCCUGUCUCUCUGUGGUGGCCUCGGAGAAAACUCUGAAAUCUCCAAAGAGAGGUUCAUGGAGCACAUCAUCACAUAUCAUGAAUUUGCUGAAAAUCCAGCAAUCAUCGACAAUCCAAAUUUGGUGGUUAGAAUUUCAAACCGAUAUUACAAUUGGACUUUGGCAGCACCAUUGAUUCUGAGCAUGCAAGCUUUCCAGAAGAACUUGCCUAAGGCUACAGAGGAGGCGUGGGUGAAAGAGAAGAUGCCGAAGAAGUCAGGCCGCUGGUGGUUCUGGAGAAAGAGCAGCGUCAAACAGUCUUUAGAGGCCAAGAUGGGCCGACAGGAGUCCUUGUUAGAGACACUCAGAGACACAGAGAGUCCAGUCCUGGAGCAGGAGAAUCCAGUGGCGUCACAGCAGAAAGCCUCAGCAGACUCGUCUAGCGAAGAAGAAUCUAAAGAGCUUAACUCGGCGGUGCCAACUGAGCGAGUGCAGGCAGAGAUAACAGCACCGGUGGGCUCGCACUCCUACAAGAAGUCUCUCCGCCUUUCAUCGGACCAAAUUGUCAGUCUGAAACUCCGGGAGGGGCCUAACGAUGUCACCUUCAGCAUCACCACCCAGUACCAGGGCACGUGUCGCUGUGAGGGCACCAUCUACCUGUGGAACUGGGAUGACAAAGUCAUCAUCUCCGACAUCGACGGCACCAUCACCAAGUCGGAUGUGUUUGGCCAAAUCCUCCCACAGCUUGGGAAAGACUGGACCCAUCAAGGCAUCGCAAAACUUUAUCACUCAGUGCACGAGAACGGUUACAAGUUCCUAUACUGCUCAGCGCGGGCAAUUGGCAUGGCGGACAUGACCAGAGGGUACCUGCACUGGGUAAACGACCGGGGAACCAUCUUGCCUAGAGGACCCCUAAUGUUGUCUCCCAGUAGCCUUUUCUCAGCCUUUCAUAGGGAGGUGAUUGAAAAGAAGCCAGAGAAGUUUAAGAUCGAAUGUCUGACAGACAUUAAGAACCUCUUCUAUCCAAACACACACCCUUUCUACGCAGCCUUUGGAAACCGUGCAAAUGAUGUCUUUGCCUACAAGCAAGUGGGUGUCCCUGUGUGCCGGAUAUUCACAGUCAACCCAAAAGGAGAGCUCAUCCUGGAACAAUCAAAAGGCAAUAAGACAUCAUACGGUCGACUGAGUGAACUGGUGGAUCACGUUUUCCCUUUACGCAGUAAGGAACAAAGCGCCACCUUCACCUUUCCAGAGUUCAGUACCUUCUGCUUCUGGAGACAGCCAAUUGCGGAAGUCUGCCUGGAGGAGCUGCUCUGAGACAACCUAUUGCCAAAGUCAGUCUUGAAGCGCUGCUUUGAUUCUGAUUGAACAGUUCCCACAGCUAUGGGUUUUUGAUUAGGUAUUAAGGCAAUACCUAACAGAACCUUUGGUAUGAUAGAUGCACCUUGUUUUUUGGUCCAAAAGAAGUCACUUGAGAUUAAUUAGCUGAAAAAUGUAUGUAAGCAAUAUUGUAUAUUGCUUAACAAUCCUAUAACUCAUGACAUCAUGAUUGCUUGCAUUGCCUUAACACUCACUUUGAUGACAUAUUACGUAUCUAUUGGAGUGAUGCUUAUUUCAUUGUUUAGUGCUUCACAGGUAUGCCAGCAUUCACUGGAAUGAUAUCUAUAAGAACUGACUCACAUUAUCAAAUUAGGUCUACAUUCCAACAUUUAUUUUAAAGACUUGAUGUAAAGAGAGACUACUUCAGUAAAUUGAUAAGAUUGAGCGAUAAAACACUUCCUAGGUUUGUCCCACUGCUUACAAAGGCCUUUCUGUAGACAUACUAUCCUUAGGUAACACAGACUUCGGUAACACAGGCUGCCAGUAGAACUGGUUCAAGUCUUAAAGUACAAACUGUAUGUAUGAUAAGAGAGAAAAACAGAUAUAGAAAAAUGUAAUUGAACUGAGCUGGCUCAAUGUUUAGGAACUAUGUAAAGAUAGCUGCUGUACGGUUCAAGGCAAAAUAAGCACUUUAAAUGUGAAUAUGUGGCUGACACGCAGCACUGGAGGUUUUAGAUGGGGAUCAGAGUAACAUAUGCACUGAAAGCACAAUACCGUUUAAAGGAAAGGUUUGCUAUUUUUGAUCCUGUGGCCUUUUUUCGGAUUAUCUAGUCUAAUCCUGGAUUGUGGAGACAUUCGUUUUUGUAAUUAAUACAGUUUUGAAAGUUUACGAUUUUUGUAAAGGAAACCUCUCCCGGCUAAAAUGAAAGUGAACGGGGCAACAGAUAUAGCGUUAAAUUAUGAUACAUUCGGUUUUCCAAAACAGGAAGGCCAGGAUAUAUUGAUAUAGGUCUCCGUAUGUUCGACGAAAUGUUUUGUCAAAACGAGCACUGUAUCAAUGGUUAUCACGGUUUAUUCUUUCUGCGCGUAUGAAUCGGUCUGUGAGGAGGCUGUAUGCGUAACUGGCUGUGUGCGUAACUGGCUGUUUUUACAAAACUGGCUCACCAGUAGUAGAAACUACUAGCUAAAAAAAACGAAUUUGUAUGAGCUGCUGCUAAACUGAUACGAAUUUGACUGCAAGUAGGAUGUAUCCGUCAAUCGUCUUUAUUUACAAAACUGUAACUCACGUUAGGAGUGGGAUUUAUUGAUACCCUAAUACCAUAGAGAACCUUGAAGUAUCCGUGGAUGAGGCUGAAUCGGCUCCAGCCCGUGCAACAGAUGGCAUUAACUUUCAAGCUAUUAUCAACCCUGCAGUUUUGGAAACCUUCCACGUCCCCAAGAAACUGCAGAGGCUGAAGGGAGCAAACCGACAACUCUCAGUUCUUUAAAUAGUCAUGUACUGUAAUAGCUAUUUGGAUAAUUCUGUCGUAAAUCCCGUUCUGCAUGAAUAGUAUGGGGAGGUACUGAAAGUACUAUUACGGAGCAUUGGGACAAUUUUUAUACCGUUAGGAAGGGCCAUGUCAGUUAUCUUCCCUGACUGAUAACAUUCUGGAAUGACGGCCUGUCUUUUAGACAAUUAGCUAGAUUUCAUUUUAUUAACAUAAUAGGGGACUGAACAUUCUCAACAUUUUGAUAAAUGUCCGUAAAUUGUGCUUGUUGCUAGCUAGUAAACUCCAAUGAGGUCAGCACUGUGGGCGUAGUUCAGUUGUUUUGAAACAGCACUGCGCUGUUAGCUCAAUUGCAGACGUUUACAGAUGUUGUGAGGUUGUAUUUAUGAACAAAAAUAGUUUGGUUUCACGUAGAACAUAACCAUUGAUACAAAGUUCAUUUUGGCAAAUUUUUUUCAGGAGAACAUACAGAAAGCUAUAUCAAUGUCUUCCCAUUUUGGAAAACCGAAUGCAUCAUAUUUUCAAACGCUUCGGUUGCUCUGUUUAAUUCCAUUUUACCGUAGAGCGAGAGACUGCAGAAAAAAUCGUAAACUCACAAAAAUUAAUUACAAAAAAUAAUCCACAGUCCAGGAUUAGGCUAGAUAAUCUGAAAAAAGGCCCCAGGAUAAAAAAUGGUGAACCUUUCCUUUAAGCAGACAUUGUGGGUCAUUUACCUUUGACAAUGUGUUAUAAAAUUCAUUCUUAAUGGAAUAUUUCUACUGUUAUGGCUUGGGAUCGUCUUGUAUAUUUAGAACUACAUUUUGAUUUCUCUUGGCAUCCUCACUAAGCUGUUGUAUUUUAUGAAGUUAAGAGUUUUUGCAGAGUUCCUCCUCGAUAAGGAUGCCAUUCUUUCUAUGAAAGUGAUAUUUUGUGUGGAGAGUACACACCUUAACGCUCUGGUGUUUUUCGGCAACUGCAUUGAUCAUGAUAGAGAUUCAUGUCACAGUUUUCACCCUUUCCUAAUGUUUAAUGCCUUUGUUACUUGAUUAAGUAUUAUUGAGUGUCACAAUGCACAAAAGUGUAUGUUUUGGAUAUGAAUGUCUACCAAAUAAAUCUAUAAAAUCAAAGAUUUCA